Molecule: messenger RNA, 1731 nt
Organism: Colletotrichum chrysophilum
Lineage: Eukaryota; Fungi; Ascomycota; Sordariomycetes; Glomerellales; Glomerellaceae
Exons: 5
Coding region: 1-1731 (576 amino acids)
Biological process (GO): amino acid transmembrane transport
Cellular component (GO): membrane
Molecular function (GO): amino acid transmembrane transporter activity
Source: RefSeq, a predicted model, not a curated record
AUGUCGUCCACGGGCAUUGACCGCGCGGGGGACCGCGACAAUCUGCCCGGCUACGGCUACGCCAACCACGACCGCCAUGUUGAUGAGAAAACAGUCGGAGAGCCUUACGGCGAGCCGUUCGACGGCGGCUUCCGUUCUUCGCUCGACUCCGGAAACAAACAGGAUCAUACGCAUCGCAAAUUGAAAUCUAGGCACAUUCAACUAAUUGGAAUCGGAGGCACCAUCGGUACCGCUCUCUAUGUCCAAAUUGGCAGAGGUCUGCUCAACGGCGGGCCUGCAAGCCUGUUCCUCGCCUUCAGCAUCUGGUGCACCUUCAUCCUGGCCGUCACCCUCAGCAUGGCCGAAAUGGUCACCUACCUCCCCAUCUCCAGCCCCUUCAUCCGCUUCGCGGGCCGCUACGUCGACGAGGCCUUCGGCUUCGCCGCCGGCUGGAACUUCUUCGUCUUCGAAGCCGCGCUCGUCCCCUUCGAAGUCGUCGCCUGCAACCUCAUCAUCCACUUCUGGAGCGACGCCGUUCCCGCGGGCGGCAUCAUCGCCAUCAUCCUCGUCCUCUACGGCCUCAUCAACGUCAUGGCCGUCCAGUGGUACGGCGAGACCGAGUUCUGGGCCGCCCUCGGCAAGUUCCUCCUCAUCGUCGGCCUCAUCAUCUUCACCUUCAUCGUCAUGCUCGGCGGCAACCCCCUCGGCGACCGCUUCGGCUUCCGCUACUGGAACGACCCGGGCGCCUUCGCAGAGCUCUACUACUCCGGCAGCCUCGGCCGCUUCCUCGGCUUCCUGCAGUGCCUCAUCCAGGCCUCCUUCACCAUCGCCGGGCCCGACUACGUCGCCAUGGCCGCCGGCGAGGCCGAGAACCCCCGCAAGGUCAUGCCCCGCGCCUUCAACGCCGUCUUCUACCGCCUCACCGCCUUCUUCGUCCUCGGCUCCCUCUGCGUCGGCAUCCUCGUGCCCUACAACGACCCCGAGAUGACCGCCGCCUUCAAGGACGGCCAGCCCGGCGCCGCCGCCUCGCCCUACGUCGUCGCCAUGAACCGCCUCAAGAUCGGCGUCCUCCCGCACAUUGUCAACGCCAUGGUCCUCACGGCGGCCUUCUCCGCGGGCAACUCGUACGUCUACUGCGCCUCGCGCUCGCUGUACGGCCUUGCGCUCGAGGGCAAGGCGCCCGCCCUGUUCAAGAAGUGCACCAAGAAGGGCGUGCCGGUGUACUGCGUCAUCGCCGUGCUGCUCAUUGGGUUGUUGAGCUUCCUCCAGCUGAGCAACAACACGGCCGUCGUGCUCGACUGGUUCGUGAGUCUGGUGACGGCGUCGCAGCUUAUUAACUUCUCGUGCAUGUGCACGGCGUACCUGGGCUUCUACCGCGCUCUGAAGGCGCAGGGCAUCAGCCGCGACUCGUUGCCGUACAAGGCGUGGUUCCAGCCGUAUGCGGCGUGGUAUGGGCUGAUUGGCACGUUCAUCAUGACCUUUGUGGGAGGGUACACGGUGUUCCUGCCUCUGGACGGGUACUGGAACAUUCCCGACUUUUUGUUUUCGUACACCAUGGUUGGCGUGUUCCCGGUUCUGUAUCUCGGAUACAAGUUCGAUAUCUUGAAGUUCAGGAAGCGCACAAGGAUCUUCAAGCCUGAGGAGGUUGACUUGUACCGUAACAAGGACGAGAUUGACGAGUACGAGCGGAACUACGUUCAGCAGCCAGCAAGCAACUUAUUCGAAAAGAUCCUCGACAAGCUCUUCGGCUAA